Molecule: messenger RNA, 1155 nt
Organism: Vitis riparia (riverbank grape)
Lineage: Eukaryota; Viridiplantae; Streptophyta; Magnoliopsida; Vitales; Vitaceae
Product: glucan endo-1,3-beta-glucosidase, basic isoform-like
Exons: 2
Coding region: 1-1155 (384 amino acids)
Biological process (GO): carbohydrate metabolic process
Cellular component (GO): plasma membrane
Molecular function (GO): hydrolase activity, hydrolyzing O-glycosyl compounds
Source: RefSeq, a predicted model, not a curated record
AUGUCGAUUGCAAUGAGGAUUCCUGCGUCGGAAUUAAGCUGGGUCCUGGAAUGGGAAGCUAUAAAAGGAGAGAAGGGACGAAAAAAAAUAGGUAAGAGGAGUGGUUCGGCAGCUGGGAAGGUGUAUUGUGGGAGAACCGAGAAGCUUUUGGCUUCUGAAGGCUCAAGGGGAAAACUAAAAGAAGUCACUGCCGUGGAAAUGAAAAGUUUUGAAAAAUCCCACGUUGGAGUUUGCUACGGAUCACUGGGGGACAACUUACCACCACCCCACGAAGUUAUACAUCUCUACAAACACAACAACAUCCCAAGAAUGCGGAUUUACUCUCCCCUCCCACAUGUCCUCCAAGCCCUCAGAGGCUCUAAUAUCGAGGUCAUGGUUGGUGUAGCAAACGAAGAUCUUUGCCACAUUGCUACCAACAUGGCCAACGCAUAUUCUUGGGUCCACAACAACAUUAGAAACUAUGCCAAAGUCAAUUUUCGAUACAUAGCUGUUGGCAAUGAAAUACAUCCUCCCGCAUGGGAAGCAAAUCAUCUCCUGGGGGCCAUGAAAAACAUUCAUCGGGCAAUUUCAGAGGCUGGACUUGGCAACCAAAUCAAGGUCUCAACCCCCUUCAGCACCGAGAUCCUUGGAGAAUCCUACCCUCCAUCCAAAGGUUCCUUCAAACCCCAUAUGGGAUCAUUCAUUAAUCCAAUCAUCCGAUUCCUAGUGGACACCCAUGCCCCAUUUUUCCUGAACAUGUAUACCUAUUUCAGUUACAUUGGCAGCCCUCAUCUCAUCAGUCUGGAAUAUGCUCUCUUCACAUCUCCCGGAGUAGUGGUGCAUGAUGGGCAGUUUGGGUACCAAAACAUAUUUGAUGCAGUACUGGAUGCUGCUUACUCAGCUCUGGAGAAGGCUGGUGGGGGUUCUUUGGAGAUUGUUGUGGCUGAGACUGGUUGGCCAUCGGCUGGUGGGUUGGCUUCGACAGUCGAGAAUGCUAGGACUUACAACACAAAUUUGCUUCGGCACGUGAAGGGAGGAACUCCCAAGAGGCCUGGAAAACCUAUACAAACUUACUUAUUUUCCAUGUUUAAUGAGAAUAAGAAAGAACCGGCGUUCGAGAAACAUUGGGGCCUCUUUUAUCCAAAUAAACAGCCUGUAUACCAUACUCGAAAUUGA